Messenger RNA from Moneuplotes crassus, 744 nucleotides. The record is from the annotation of a GenBank genome assembly. NCBI's taxonomy places the organism in Eukaryota, Ciliophora, Spirotrichea, Euplotida, Euplotidae.
AAUAUGGGUAAUUGAUGCGAAACUAGAGAAGAUAUUAUCGAAAAUCUUCCUGGAUCAAUCAAGCCUCGUCAGAGGAAGGAGCCAGGAGGCAACAAUAAUAUUCUAUCAUUCUUUGGAGCAGAGGAUCCCAAGCCAUGACCUUUGAAAGUGUUCUUCAUCUGUUUAAAAUUUGUCUACUUCCUUAAGGUCAAGAAGGAAAUCAAAGAGUACAUUAUUGAGAACCCUCAGAUUCUGAAAACACCGGAUAGCUUAAAAGGCGAUGUACUAAAGAAGGCCAAAUUUGAGUAUGUACAAGAUAUCAUUAAGAAGUUGAAGAAGCACAGGAAUAAUACCUGUCCUUUUAAAGAUAAGAGAAAGCAGACUUUUAAAGGAAUGACUCCUCUUGAAUCAGGCGAUAAGUAUCAAGGUACAUGGGUUGAGAAUGACCAAGGAGAGCUUAUUAUUCAUGGAAGAGGAUUGUAUAUUUACUCAAACGGAUCCCAGUAUAUAGGGUGGUUCAAUGAAGGAGAAAUUGUAGGCAUGGCCAGGAUUGUCUAUCACAAUGGUGAUAUUUAUGAAGGUCUAACUAAAGAUUCCAAGUAUACUGGGAAUUCAAAGUACAUCUUUGGCGAAAGCCACCCCAUAAGUGGGUUCUAUGAAGGAGAAUUCAAAAAUAACCAGAUCACUGGCAACGGAAAAUUCAAGGUAUCAUCUAGAAGACCUCUUACCCAUAUUUUCGGAGAAGUACAAGUGGAGACAGAUUAG